AUGGCGUACUUUACCGGUAUCCUCGUGGCAGUAGCUUUUUACCUCUCCCUCCUCACCACUGUUACCUCCUCUCCAGCUUUUGGUUCAAAAGUUGGCAAGACGUUCUCUCUUCCUGUAGCCCACAAUGCCGACGUCCCUCGACAUGGCCCUACCGAAUAUCUUAAGGUCCUAAAGAAAUACAAGCUCGAAAUUCCACAGGGAUUGCAGGAUGUGGUUGACUCUCAUAAGACCAAGGUUCAGUCUAACAAGGUCGUCGCCGGUAACAUUGGAGACACCGCACCGGCAGCUUCGCAUGCUGGCGAUCUUCUUUGGCUUACCCCUGUCGGGAUUGGUUCGCCACCUCAGCAGUUAUAUCUAGAUCUCGACACUGGUUCAUCUGACACCUGGAUCUUUUCUACUGACACGGACAAAGAAGAGGUAGCCGGUCAGACUCUCUGGGAUCCCCAAAAAUCAACUACAUCCCACCUGAUCAAGAACUGCUCAUGGUCUAUCAUCUAUGGUGACUUUUCUACAUCCAGUGGUAUUUGUUACAAGGACACGGUUACGUUCGGCAACCUCUCGGUCCCCGACAUGACAAUUGAGUCGGCAACAUCAGUCUCUUCCAUGUUCACAGACUCUGCAUACAUGUCUGGUCUUGUUGGGUUGGCCUGGCCGUCUAUUGUGCAGACAAUCCCCAAGCAGAAGACUCUCCUUGACUACUUGCCCCAGGUAUUAUCCGAACCGGUGUUUACGGCUGAUUUACGCCACAACAGCAGCGAGGGAUCUUUCAACUUCGGCUACAUCAAUGAAAGCCUACAUGACUCUGAAAUCAAGUAUGUGGGUGUAAAUAUAUCGGAAGGGUACUGGUCCGUCCAACAGACGGGGUUCGGCAUUGGAGGGUCAGAUAUCAAGUACGAGUUCAACGAGCCGGAAGAUGUCAUUAUCGACACCGGUUCUACAUUAUUCUUUGCCCCUAACGAGGCAGUCCAUAUGUACUUCAACAGCGUCCCCGGUGCCAACUAUUCGUACAGAGAAUAUGGAUGGCUGAUACCAUGCAACUCAACACCACCCGACUUCGUUUUCGAGCUCAGUGACGAUCAAGGAAAUAAUAUCACUGGUACAGUUCCGGGUGCAUAUUUCAUAUAUGCUAAGGCUUCUGGUGGACAAUGUUAUGCCGGCCUUCAGUCCCUUGGUUCGUUUACCGAGAUGCCGGCUAUUUUCGGCGAUGUGUUCCUCAAGAGCGGCUUUGCUGUCUUUGAUAUCGCGAACAAACGAUUUGGCAUGGCCCCCAAGCCUCUGAACUUGAGCAAUGAAAAACGGAAGGUUGAUACCCGUGGCAUGGUGGGCAAUAGUCGUGGAGGUAGCUGA
Molecule: messenger RNA, 1347 nt
Organism: Annulohypoxylon truncatum
Lineage: Eukaryota; Fungi; Ascomycota; Sordariomycetes; Xylariales; Hypoxylaceae
Product: acid protease
Exons: 3
Coding region: 1-1347 (448 amino acids)
Biological process (GO): proteolysis
Molecular function (GO): aspartic-type endopeptidase activity
Source: RefSeq, a predicted model, not a curated record